AUGGUGCUGACGGGCCUGGGAGGUUUGAGGGCAGUGGAGAUCACAGGGAUAGCAUGUAUAACUAGAGAAGGGCCACAUGGCCCAUCCCAUGUCUUCUCAGAUAAUCAGCAGUUUCUGGCCAAUAUCAAUUGCUCUGUCCUUCUGUUGAUGCACUACACCCGCAGAAAAGUAGGGUUGCCUAAAACAGACACCAUCGACUUGUGUGAUGAAACAGGGACAAUGAAGAUGUUUUUCGUGAUGAAGACCCCUGGAGACUAUGCCAGCAAAUUCCUUACAGCUCGAAGCACCUACUACGUUUGUAAGGUGGAGCGUGGAGCACGAGGAACCCGACUAGAGAAUGCCUACAAAGCUUUUGUGCCCCUUCUGAAGAAUCCAGAACCUGAGCUAAUCGAAAACUUGCGCUCACAAUGUGAUGUCAUGGAGAAGAAUCGAUUGAAAAUGCUUAAAAUCCAAGAAGCCAAGAAAGUCGUUGCAAUCGAAUCCACUGCGAACGCCCCAUCUAAGUCUACCGGAAGAUCAGAUGAAGAGGGGCCCCCUCCCCCUCGCAGGGGUCUGACAUUUAAGACCAGAGCAGAUGUUUUCAGUAGAAGGGAUAGACAUCGCUAACUGAAUAAAGUGACCAAGUGAGAGCAGUAAUAUUAGGUAUGGAAUUGCUGGAAUUUUAUAUGAGGCCCCUUUUUCAAGAAAAGACAUCGUCUCCCAAUAUCUGUACCA
Messenger RNA from Lynx canadensis (Canada lynx), 714 nucleotides. It is a transcript of the gene CXHXorf65, whose product is annotated as chromosome X CXorf65 homolog. Lineage: Eukaryota; Metazoa; Chordata; Mammalia; Carnivora; Felidae. The record is from RefSeq and is a predicted model, not a curated record. The transcript is spliced from 6 exons. The coding region runs from base 1 to 606 and encodes 201 amino acids.